AUGGCUCCUAAGAUGACUCUCGCUAUCGCUCUUGCUAUCGCAGCAUUUGUGCCAGCCACUUUGGCAGCACCAACCGAGAUCGUUGCUCGUCAAGAGAGUGAACCCGAGUUGAACCCAAUUGUUGGUGGAGUCGCCGCAGCUGCUGGCGAGUUCCCAUAUAUUGUCAGUCUCUCGUCUGGUGGUUCUCACUUCUGCGGUGGUGUCUUGAUCAACUCCCGAACUGUCGUCACUGCUGCACACUGCUCUGAGCAAUCUGCUUCAUCUGUCAGAGUCCGCGUUGGAACAGUUGUAAGUUUGCCAUUCUUCAUAUAUGUACGCACAGCAACUGAUUACCCAACAGACCCACGCUUCCGGCGGAACUCAAGUUGGUGUUUCCAGAAUCAUUUCCCACCCAAACUACAACCCAAGUACCACCGAUGCCGACAUUGCCGUCUGGCAAUUGGCCACCGCUAUCCCAACAAGCUCCACCGUUGGUUACGCUACUCUCCCAGCUCAGGGCUCUGACCCAGCUGCUGGUACUACUGUCACCGUUGCUGGAUGGUACGUUCUACUCCAAAACCUUUGCAAAUACUUUGGAAUCGAAGACUAAUACAAUAAAUAGGGGAACUUUGACCGAGACCGCCAACGGCCUCCCAGCCAGACUCCAAAAGGUUGACGUGAACGUUAUCGCUCGCAACACCUGCGCAGCUGACUACUCCGGUUACACCAUCUCCAACAACAUGUUCUGUGCUGGUGUCAACGGUGGUGGAAAGGACUCUUGCGGUGGUGACUCUGGUGGACCAAUUGUCGAUGCUUCCAGCAAGACUCUCUAUGGUGUUGUAUCAUGGGGAGUUGGAUGCGCCCGUCCUGAUUUCCCAGGUGUCUACACCCGUGUUGGCAACUAUGUCAACUGGAUCAACUCCAACUCCGCCGCUUAA
Hymenoscyphus albidus is the source of this 917-nucleotide messenger RNA. Lineage: Eukaryota; Fungi; Ascomycota; Leotiomycetes; Helotiales; Helotiaceae. The record is from the annotation of a GenBank genome assembly.